Messenger RNA from Scomber scombrus (Atlantic mackerel), 1127 nucleotides. RefSeq names its product protein arginine methyltransferase 6 (gene prmt6). NCBI's taxonomy places the organism in Eukaryota, Metazoa, Chordata, Actinopteri, Scombriformes, Scombridae. The record is from RefSeq and is a predicted model, not a curated record. The transcript has a single exon. Gene Ontology annotation, molecular function: protein-arginine N-methyltransferase activity. Bases 14 to 1069 code for a protein of 351 amino acids. Gene Ontology annotation, biological process: peptidyl-arginine methylation.
ACAAAGCGAGAAGAUGUCUCAUGUUGUAAAGAAGAGAAAAUUAGAUAAAAGCCGUCAGGACAGCCUGUACUUUGACAGCUACUCUGAUGUGACCAUUCACGAAGAAAUGAUAGCGGACCACGUGCGAACCAACACGUACCGCAUGGCUAUACUGAGGAACAGUGAGUGUAUUCGGGGUAAAGUUGUGCUGGAUGUCGGGGCAGGAACCGGCGUGUUGAGCAUCUUCUGCGCGCAAGCCGGUGCCAGGAAAGUGUAUGCGGUGGAAGCUUGCUCCAUAGCCGAGCAGGCGGAGAAGAUAGUGAAGCAGAAUAACAUGGAGGAAAAGAUCCAGGUGAUACGAGGCACUGUAGAGACGGUGGAUCUACCGGAGAAGGUGGAUGUGAUAGUGAGCGAGUGGAUGGGUUACGCGCUCCUACACGAAUCCAUGCUCAACUCGGUGCUUUACGCACGGGACAAGUGGCUACAACAGCCGGGCGGGGUCAUCCUACCUAAUAAAGCCGAACUCUACAUAACACCCAUCUGCGACCCGGUGGUGGAGGAUCGCUUACAUUUCUGGUACACCGUUAAAGAUCAGUACGGUGUCGAUAUGUCCUGCAUGUCUGACUUUGCCACUAAAUGCAUCAUGAACUCGGACAUCACUGUGAACUCUGUGACCGUGGAGGACGUGCUUUCGCAUCCGGCCCGGUUCGCAGAGCUAGAUCUGAACACGGUCACCGUAGAAGAGCUGAGGUCCGUGAAGGGCGACUUCACGUGCGAGUGUUUCGGCUCAGCAGCUGUGAACGCUUUCUGUGUUUACUUCACGGUCACUUUCCCCUGCCCGGACAAACCGGCGCUCGUGCUUUCCACGUCUCCGUUCAAACCGGAGACGCAUUGGAAGCAGGCCGUGCUGUAUCUGGACGUUCCGGUUGAUGUGGUGCAAGACACGCUGGUUACCGGAGAGGUUAGCAUGUAUCCAUCUGAGGCCAGCGCCAGACAUAUAUGCAUCCAUGUGGACUACACUAUAGGAGAGCAGAAAAAACAGUCCAAGACUUUUUCUAUUCCUGACUGGAGCUCUGAAGCCCAGACAUAGUGUGGUGACUGUGAACGCACCACCGUGUGACAGCCAGUUGAUCAGGCAGCACACUGAA